GGUCAGGGCCAGGGUCAAGAAAUGAAACGCAGAAUAACUAAAUUGACGCAAUAAACAUCGGCGACAAAAGGCGAAAAACCUAGGCGAAAGUUUGUACUUGAUCUGAGACAAAAUCUAGAGAAGAAUAACUGUGAGCAUCGAUGAACGAUAAAAAAUAGCAUUCAAUCAAGACCCUAUCGAAUGGAAAAAAAUUGUCCACAAAAAUCACAAAAUAGACUAGUGCGAGAAACGAGAGAAGGAUUGAGUGGCGUGACCCAUGGCUAAUGGCACUUGUGUCAUUUCACAUAAUAGUGACAUUCACAUGUUUAUCAACAAGAAACUACGGAAACUUCCAAGUUGUGCUUUUUAUCAUAUUGUUGUUAUUGGUAUAUUUCUCGGAGAGUAUAAAUGAAGUUGCGGCUCGUAAUUGGGCGUUGUUCUCUAGACAGCAGUACUUCGAUAGCAAGGGCCUGUUCAUAUCAGUCGUCUUCUCCAUUCCAAUAUUACUGAACUGCAUGAUAAUGGUGGGUUCUUGGCUGUAUCAGUCAACACAGAUUAUGACCAACUUAAAGAAGGCACAACUCAGACAGCGCCUUAAAGAGCUUAACAUGAUCAGGGAACAACAACAGCAUUUGAAGUCUGAAUAAGAUGAUGUGAGGUCAAUUUUAUCAUAGUAAAGCUAGCAGGCAGAUAAUAUUUUUGCUAAUGUUGCUUUUGGAUGACAUGGAACAAAAAUAUGUGAGGUAGGUAUGUAAGUAAGACCCAUACAUAUUUUUGCACUUGAUAUGCCAGUAGGUGGAAAAUCCAGUCACUGAGUACAUGGGAUCAAGACAGGAGAGGAAUGUUGUUUUAUAUGAAAAUUUUGGUAUUGAGAAUAGAUCAGUAUUUUGUUUUAUGUUUGGAAAAAAUAGCUUGAAGAAUGAAUGAUUAUAAUGUAAGCGUAGGCUUAAGAACAACUAGUGGGAUAAUACAUGGAUUUUAUUCCAUGUGUCAUGUUGUCAUGUACUCAUAAAACUAAUAAUUUCCAUUACUUUAUUAUUAUUCUAAGUCAUAGGUACGAAAUUUUUCGUUCAAUGUAAUUGAAAGAAAUGUUUGGUUUUGAGCUUUGACAAAUUGCAUGAAGAAUUGUUAUAAUUUUGUUUCAAUGUGAUCUUAGAGAUAUGGUUUGACUUUUGUUGAUUGAUGAUGUUAUUUAAUUAACACUUGGUAUCUAGAUCUAGCGACAUUAGUGGGACUAAUCAGGUGAUUGUGUAAGUAUGUUACACGGCAGGGUAAUUUUAUUACCAGAAAUAUCAAUUAUGUUGUAGUAUUAAGAAAGAGUAGGUUUAUUAUCUAACCAGUACCGUACAUUAUCAGUGCAGUGGAGUUGACUAUUGGUUCAUUACAAUGAAAAUGAAAUUUCUGUACAGAUAAAAAUAUCAAUGAGAUUAAUCUGGCCUGAGGGCGUGUUUUGUUAACUCCUACUAAGCAAGUAAGAAAGGCAAAAAAGUUUGAUAAAGAUUUGUUUUACAUCUCUGCAAAGUAAAUGACUUGCAACUUUUUAAAAUGAAGUUAACUUACUUCAAAAACACGGACAUAUUCUCUUUAUCGUUAUCAAUUACUAUUAGGCCUAUAUCUAUUUCAUGAUCAAGAUGAUACUGGGUGUUAAUAAUAUUAUAAUCUUGCCAUAACUUUUUACAUAAUCAUCGUUUGUGAUUUCGUUGCGAUUCUUCAGUGAUAAAAUGGGAAAUCUUGUUAUUUCUUUGUGAUGUCUUAUUUCCAAUUUUUGUAGCUUUUUUUUUCAGAAAUCUCAAAUUUAUUUAAACCGUAAUGUGUGUUGCAUUUCUUUAUUGUAAGUUAUAAGUACUUAAGCUAAAUGUUUAAAAUGUAACCAGUUUAUAUAAUUAUGCCUAAUUUUAUUUUGCAUAUUUUUAUUACGCAAUGUAGGUACCUUAUUUUGUAUGCACUUAAACAUAUCUCUUGCAUUUUCACUUUAUACAUUUUUGGCUAUCGAUUUGCUUCUGUAUAAAUUUAGCAUUGAAUUAGAUUUUACAUCUUCAUCUUCAUCUCUAUCAACUUUUUUCAUCUUAUAAAAUGUAAAUAAAUGUAUGUUAUUUAAAACAAAAAUUCUUAAAACGCUAUAUGUAUUUUUACACUUUCAUUGUCAAGAACUUAGAAGAUCACUAAUUGAAAUGUUUAGUUUUAACAAAAAAUAUGUUAGGUUUUGGUUCGCAUUAGAUAGAAUUAAUAAUGGCUUUAGAAAGUUUUUUAAAAUAUGACUGAUUUUGAAACGUGACUAACUUUCGCAAGUUACUGUCUUGCAUUACUUUUUUACUAAAUGGUAAAUUAAAUACUUUACGCUGUUUACUGCAAUGUAUACAUUUUCGUUUCUACCUAAAGUUGAAAACACAUUUUCAGAAUUGUGUGUGGCCUCACUAUUAGUCGAUUCAAUAGAGUGAUAGGACCACUUUAUCUUACCAUGUAGCAAACUGGCCACUGUGUAAGUAAACUGCGGCCUAAAUUUUACUGAUGGUGUUCCAAAUUAGGCAUUUUUUGAUUUCAAGGAAGCCAUGGCAUAAUAAUGAAGUGGCGCUUCUGUAUUUUUAAAAUUUAUUCUAUGUUUCAAAUCGACGCGGGGGCUACCCUUUCUAAUAUGUGGACUCGUUUGUUGUGGUUCUUGGACUUCCAAAAAAUGUGCCAUUGACAGGCUUUAUAAUGAAAGAUAAUGGUUUUUGUUACAAUACAAACUAAACAAAUGUGAUCUAAUAUGAAGGUGCAAUAUUCAUAUACUUAGAAGAUGGGCGAGUGUUGAAGAAUUGGAGAGCUACGUCAUCAAUUGCAUUUAACAGAAAACAUGGCCUCCCAUUUCUCAACGAAUAUUUUUGUAAAUGCAAAUAAUAGUUAUAAUAAACGUGCAUUAUAAAAUAUAUUAUUCAGUACUUUAUAACUGCUUUCAAAUUAGGUGUUAUUACGCAGCAUAUUGCCGAUAUUUUUUCUUUUUUGGCCUAAAUAUUUAAAUUACUCAAUAAAUACUAGGCCGUCCAUAAAACAAUAUGUGAUUUUUAUAACGUAAUUUUAAAUUUUUAAGCUCCUUUCGCAAUGGUUCAUUCUCAGGAUCCAAUUUAGAAAUGUCAUGGAAGACGCAGACAC
Messenger RNA from Ostrinia furnacalis (Asian corn borer), 3108 nucleotides. It is a transcript of the gene Tmem18, whose product is annotated as transmembrane protein 18. Bases 264 to 626 code for a protein of 120 amino acids. The record is from RefSeq and is a predicted model, not a curated record. Lineage: Eukaryota; Metazoa; Arthropoda; Insecta; Lepidoptera; Crambidae. The transcript is spliced from 4 exons.